This is a messenger RNA of Zingiber officinale, 1217 nucleotides long. RefSeq names its product E3 ubiquitin-protein ligase RNF5-like. The transcript is spliced from 2 exons. Bases 174 to 863 code for a protein of 229 amino acids. Gene Ontology annotation, molecular function: ubiquitin-like protein conjugating enzyme binding; ubiquitin protein ligase activity; metal ion binding. NCBI's taxonomy places the organism in Eukaryota, Viridiplantae, Streptophyta, Magnoliopsida, Zingiberales, Zingiberaceae. Gene Ontology annotation, cellular component: endoplasmic reticulum. The record is from RefSeq and is a predicted model, not a curated record. Gene Ontology annotation, biological process: ubiquitin-dependent protein catabolic process.
AAGUUAUUCAAAGGUUUGGGAGCCAACUUUAUCUUGAGUCCAACAACUGUUGACACGUGGUAGAUAGUGACCUCGCCAGGAUUUCUUCCUUCCUUCUCCAGAUUAAUCGCAUUUGUCCCGAGGCUCGAAGUUCUUCCUUCUGAUCGAUCGGUUGUGAUCUUGCAACUUUAUAAAUGGCGAGUGGAUCCGGCGAGUCUUCCGGCAGAGGUCCGCAGAACUCUUCCUUAGGUGGAAGUGGUGGCAACAAUGACGCAGGUAGCUUCGAUUGCAACAUCUGCUUUGAGCUCGCCCAAGACCCGGUAGUCACCCUUUGUGGCCACCUCUUCUGCUGGCCCUGCCUUUACAAGUGGCUUCAUGGCCAUGCCCAAUCCUCCGAGUGCCCCGUGUGCAAGGCCAUUGUUGAAGAAGAAAAAUUAGUCCCUCUUUAUGGCCGGGGAAAGACCUCAUCUGACCCACGGUCUCGAACCAUGCCUGAUAUGAAUAUCCCCAAUCGCCCAGCUGGCCAGCGGCCGGAGACAGCGCCACCGCCGGAACCAAACCAUUUCCACCACGCAAGCCCAUGGUUCGUGGGAGGGGCUCCCGUGGCUAACACGAGGUUGGGGAAUUUCACAUUCUCUGCUGCCAUUGGUGGUUUGUUCCCACUUUUGAGUUUUCAAGUUCAUGGAUUCCCUGAUGCAACUGCCUAUGGUCCUGGCAUCGGGUUCCCAUAUGGAUAUGGAUAUGGACAUGGACAUGCGUUUCACGGUGGGCAUGCUCAUGGGUUCCCGCAACAAAUGCAUCAUGGACAACAAGCUGAUGUCUACCUGAAGGCAUUGUUGUUUCUUGUUGGUGCCUUGGUAAUUGCUAGCCUCAUUUGGUUUUAGGCAGAAAGCAAUCCCGUUCAUGAUACAUUGUCAUGCGAAUCAUAAUUCAUGCUUUGCAUUUAAGCAUUAGAAGGGUUCCCUGCAGAUUUAAGCUUGGGGCAUUAUUGUUAUUAUUAUUAUUAUUUUUUUUUUUUUUUAUUUUUUUUUAUGAUCGUUUAUUUCAGACACUGAUUUGUCGAGGAAGUACCUCGAUCAAUGUUUUGAAAUGCUGCAGCUGUUAAUAUGUAAUGCCUGAGAUAACAGUACUUGUGAGUUGUACUUCAGAUUUUGUUGCUUUAAUUUCAGUCAGUCAUUCGGAUACGAUAAAAUGUAAUAUAUUUGUAUUGUAGUAAAAUGUGUUAUGUUCAUCUUAAA